Messenger RNA from Botrytis cinerea B05.10, 1085 nucleotides. RefSeq lists its product as hypothetical. Lineage: Eukaryota; Fungi; Ascomycota; Leotiomycetes; Helotiales; Sclerotiniaceae. The coding region runs from base 75 to 821 and encodes 248 amino acids. Gene Ontology annotation, molecular function: peptidyl-prolyl cis-trans isomerase activity. The transcript has 4 exons. The record is from RefSeq and is a predicted model, not a curated record. Gene Ontology annotation, biological process: protein folding; protein peptidyl-prolyl isomerization.
GAAGUUGAAUUUUGGUUGCUACAACCUCCAAUAACUUCAUUCAACUUGUUCUUAACUUCUCUCCUGAUAUAAAGAUGUUUUCAACAACUUCUGCCUUCCAAUGGCUUCACAAUGACACAAAACCAAGAUAUAUGGCACCACCAUUUUCCACGCCUUCUCAGAAGUAUGCAUACCCAUCACCAAUUCUAUCGUCUGAGGGAGACAACUCUUCGCUCUAUAAUCUCUUAAAGCCUUCAUUCUUCUCAAUCACCUCUUCGUUCCCAUUCAUCCAAUCCUCGACUUCUAACCCUGUAGCUGCUCUGGCCAAGACCGGAGAUGAGGACAACUCAAGCAAAAACUGCUUCUUUGACAUAACUGUUGAUUCUGCUCCCGCAGGUCGCAUCACAUUCAAGCUUUAUGAUAAGAUCACUCCCCGAACUGCACGCAAUUUCCGUGAAUUGUGUACCGGCCAACAUGGAUUUGGAUAUGCUGGAAGUUCUUUCCAUCGUAUUAUUCCACAAUUUAUGUUGCAAGGUGGGGAUUUCACUCGAGGAAAUGGAACCGGUGGAAAGUCUAUCUAUGGUAGAACGUUUCCAGACGAAAAUUUCGAGCUCAAGCACACGAAACCUGGUCAACUAAGUAUGGCUAAUGCAGGUAGAAAUACAAAUGGCUCACAAUUUUUCAUUACCACAAUAGCCACACCUUGGUUGAAUGGCAAACACGUGGUGUUCGGCGAGGUGAUUGAGGGUAUGGAUCUUGUGAAGAGAAUCGAAGGACUUGGUACUCGCUCUGGUACUCCAAGAGCUCGUGUUGCUAUUGUUAAAUCGGGUGUCGUUGAGUAAUGAGACAUCGAAUUAGGACGCUUCGUUUUUAUAUGCUUAGUGGCUGGCUGCUCACAAGUGUUUAGCUAAAUGACCAUAAUAUAUUGCGUGUAUCACAAACUUGACAGCAUAAUUUGUAUUGGCUAGGCAUCAAAUGAUAUCGGUUCAAUUCCUUUGAUCGAACGAAACUUUUUACCACUCGGAUAAGGUUGCAAUGAAUGUACCGUUCUUGUUCCACUACUGACUACUUCGAUGAAGCGUUGAAAACAAUAAAGCUAAUAUUCA